This is a messenger RNA of Aspergillus welwitschiae, 1536 nucleotides long. RefSeq names its product galactose mutarotase-like domain-containing protein. The coding region runs from base 230 to 1222 and encodes 330 amino acids. Gene Ontology annotation, molecular function: aldose 1-epimerase activity; carbohydrate binding. NCBI's taxonomy places the organism in Eukaryota, Fungi, Ascomycota, Eurotiomycetes, Eurotiales, Aspergillaceae. The record is from RefSeq and is a predicted model, not a curated record. The transcript is spliced from 3 exons. Gene Ontology annotation, biological process: glucose metabolic process; beta-D-galactose catabolic process via UDP-galactose, Leloir pathway.
CAAGGCGCAAAAUGGCAUUCAGGCAUGGAGAUCCUGGAAAAUUUAACCGAGUUUAAAUGAACCUCCAAGGAAGAAGGGACUAUCUACCUUAUCGUCGCACCAAUCCUAGUGGUUGAAAGGACGUAAGCUCUCCAGCGUGAGCCACCCGUAUUGGUUGCUUUCCUCCAGUUGGAGCAGAAUUGCGGGGUAGCGGGCGGAAAGAAGCAAAAAUUCAGCAUAGCCAGUCACAAUGGGCGACAAAACCUCUGCCAAGUUCCUCUCCCUCGGCGCCAUCGUCCAGGAAUUCAACGUGGACGGACAAAACAUCGUUCAGGGAUUCACCACGAAAGAAGCCUACGAGAAGCACAACUCACCCUGGUUCGGCGCGAACAUUGGACGCGUCGCUAACCGCAUCAAGGACGGUGUUAUUCAAUCUCUCAAUGGACAGCAGUAUCAACUCGAACUGAACGAUCCUCCGAAUGCGCUGCACGGAGGUAGUCGUGGAUGGGGUCGCUGCGAAUUCGAUGGUCCGACGGUGUUGAACCGCGAUGGAAAGACUACGCUGCUGUAUACGUACCUGAGUCGUGAUGGGGAGGCAGGAUACCCAGGUACAGUAGAAUUGAGGGUCUACUAUACCACCAGUGAGGAGGUGGAGAACGGCAAGACUACAUCCGUGCUGAAGAUUGAAUACGAGGCUGAGUUGGUGGGCGACGAGUGCAAAGAGACAGUUGUUAAUUUGACCAACCACAGCUACUUCAACCUCAACGGUGGCCCAACCACCGAAGGCACCAUCACCAAACUAUCAACACAGGACUACCUACCCUUAGAGAAUGGCAUCCCAUUGGGCCCCAUUGAGCCCUACCCCAGCGAAGUCACCAAGGAAUUCACCUUCGGCCCGCAGAACCAAUUCGACGACGUCUUCAUUAUGGACCGCGACCUGUCCCGCGUUCCCCUCGAUACACGGGGUGAGCCCCUCCGCCUACUGGCCGAGUUCCAGCACCCAGACACGCGUCUGCACCUGCAAGUGCACAGCACGGAGCCGGCCUUCCAAUUCUACACGGGCCAAGGCAUCGACGUACCCGAGACAGACGGGAAACCGAGUCGGGGCCCAUUUGCGGGGUUCUGCAUCGAACCCAGUCGGUUUGUCAAUGCGGUCAAUGAGCCCGGAUGGCGGCACACGGUCAUUCUCCCGAAGGGGAAGAAGUACGGUAGCACAAUUGUGUAUAAGGCCUGGAGGGAGUAGACCAAAACAGAGCCAAAAUUACAACGAGAACCCGAGGUAAACUGCCGGGAAAGAGUCAUGCCAUGGUGAAUCAAAGAACGGCCGAUCGGUGGAGAGAGAUUAUUAUGUGCCUAGGCUCGGCAUGGGCAUGGACGUACAUCGCCGAGGGCAGGGACAUCUAUCUAUCUAGACUACGGAAUUCUCCGUCUUUUAAUUCCGCUACUAGCCAGAAAAUUUUUGACGAUUAUUAUUUUUUUUUCCCUGGAUCUGUAAAAUGUCUUGGCAAUCAUCCGAUUAUCCAUGGCAUCACAUGAUCACGACGUGCCGAUUUACCC